Molecule: messenger RNA, 321 nt
Organism: Ilex paraguariensis (yerba mate)
Lineage: Eukaryota; Viridiplantae; Streptophyta; Magnoliopsida; Aquifoliales; Aquifoliaceae
Source: the annotation of a GenBank genome assembly
AUGAAGGAUCAAAAGAUGUUGAUGGGUUUUACUCUCAAGCAUUUGUUGGUGUUGUCUUUGGCUUUGAACGUGGGUUUGAUCUCUAGGGUGGUGUAUGUUGGGGAAAAGAGCGUUUCUGGGCUUUGUUUGGAGAACCAGGACAAGAAAGAGGCGCAUGAUAGCAAGAAAUCACGUCUGGUGACUUCAAAUGUUAAAAAGGAACUUCAAAAUGGCGGAGACGGUGUCAUCGAUCUCGACCAAGGCUAUCGCCUAGUGCUGACAAUUUAUGCUGAUGAAGGAGGGGGCUUCACGAAAUUUCCAAAAUCACAGGGAUACAAGUGA